AUGGUUUUGAGAAGGAAAUUUCCAGUUUCAACCAUCGGACUGACGGCCAACCAGACAACAAGAUCAACCACUGCAGGCCUUGAUGAUGUGGGUCCGAAUGCAGCAUCUGAGUAUGAACCGAAAAUCAGCAAUUAUGACUGCGACAAUCUGGCCAUUAGCUCUUUGGUACUGAAAAAUGAAAACAAGACUCCUCAGCCUCGAUGGUUCCCUACUAAAGAACAAAAACAAAUUUUGCUCAAUGCUUAUGGUAAUCAUAAGUUUCCAACAGCUGAACAGGUUAUGCAACUUGUGAACAUCCUCAACAUCUAUGAAAGAAAAACUGAUGAAAUUAAAGUUAGAGAUUGGUUUAAAAAUAGGAGGAAAAGGGAGAGGCAGAAGGAGAAGAAGGAGAAGGAGGGAAGGCAUUGGAGCAUGGGCUCUAGUUCUGCUAGGAUGAUCAAUGAGAACUCAGAGGUUAAGAACAAUUCUGAUGAGAAGAUAAAUAAUGAUGGCUAG
Messenger RNA from Macadamia integrifolia, 495 nucleotides. RefSeq names its product WUSCHEL-related homeobox 1-like. Gene Ontology annotation, molecular function: DNA binding. Lineage: Eukaryota; Viridiplantae; Streptophyta; Magnoliopsida; Proteales; Proteaceae. The transcript is spliced from 2 exons. The coding region runs from base 1 to 495 and encodes 164 amino acids. The record is from RefSeq and is a predicted model, not a curated record.